GGAAUAUUGUGCAUGAGUCGUAUGGACUGCUUUUAUGUUCUUUCCAGUGGUCCUGAUGAGCGUUUCCAAACCACCUCCGCCCCAUUCCCAUUUUCCUCCCAGUAACCCUUCCUCCCAUCUCCCCCUGCCUCCAUCCUCCUCUACCUCCCCCUCUCCCUCCACCCCUCCCUCCGCUGCGGGUCCCCCCAGCCCCGCUGUGCCUCCUACUCCCUCCCCAGUCAAGAUUUCCAUGCAGGAGCACUUUGCCAUCAAUGUGUGCCCCGGCCCCAUCCUCCCCAUCCCACAGAUCUCCGACUUUUUCCCUCGUUUCCACGACUUCCCCAUCACCCCCCUUCCACCCCGGGAGAAACAGGUUCUAAAGGACAAAGACAAGGACGGAGACGGGAAUGGAGAGAAAGACCGUAAGAGGGAGAGAGAACAAGGGGAGAACGGAGAGUUUGCCGACUCGGAUGACGAUGACACCUACCUGGGAACUCUGGAGUUCAGCCUGCUAUUUGACCAAGAAAAUAACUGCUUGCACUGCACCAUCCACAAGGCUAAAGGGUUGAAGGCCAUGGACUCCAAUGGACUGGCGGAUCCAUAUGUGAAACUCCACGGAACUCCAUCAGCCUCCCAUAAAAAGUGCAGGAAGCAUAAGGAAAAAAGCGAGAGGGAGGGAGAGAUUCUGUUGCAAAGCCAGCAGAAAUUUUGCGCGAGCAGCUUUGUCUUGACCCAGUGUGUGUAUAAAUUAACUUCGUUAUCAGUUUCAAUACACUCUCCCUCUCUUUUUCAGGCAAAUAAAUUGCGCACUAAGACUUUAAAGAACACGCUGAAUCCAGUGUGGAACGAAACGCUCAUCUAUCACGGCAUCACGGCUGCUGACAUGACCACCAAAACCCUCAGGCUGUGUGUGUGUGAUAUGGAUCGUUUAGGACGGAAUGAGUUCAUAGGUGAAGUCAGGGUGGCCCUCAAGAAACUGAAGGAGGGAGAGAGCAAGAAAUACUAUAUGGGCCUUGAGAGAAUUACACAGACCCGGGAGGGUAACAGCCAGGCAGUGGAUCCUGGGGCUCCUGUUGCAGAAGAAGAGCGUGGCCGUAUCCUGGUCUCUCUGAUGUACAUCACAGAGAAGAGUUCUCUGAUUGUGGGAAUUAUUCGCUGUGCUCACCUCGCCGCCAUGGAUUCGAAUGGCUACUCGGACCCCUUUGUCAAAAUUGUUUUGCAGCCUAACAUGGGGAAAAAGUCCAAAUACAAAACCUCAGUAAAGAAGAAGACACUAAACCCAGAGUUUAACGAGGAGUUUACCUAUGAAGUCCCGCAUGAUCAGCUGGCCAAGAAAACCCUGGAAAUCUCAGUCUGGGACUACGACCUUGGCAUGAGCAAUGACUUCAUAGGUGGCGUUGAAUUGGGGAUUAACGCAAAAGGAGAGAGACUGAAACACUGGUUUGAGUGUCUAAAAUACAAAGGAAAGAAAGUGGAGUACUGGCACACACUGACACAGCAAGGAGCCCCUAGCAGUGACUAACACACAAGCACACACAUGUUAAUUCUCUGCUAAGUAAUACAAAGAUAAUGGAGUAAUAAUGAUAAAGAAAUGCAAUAAUGCUCAGUCUGAGAAUGAUGAUGAUGACGUUCCAUAUUAAUGUGUGAGAAAAAGCAUAAUAAUCUAUUGUACAGCUAAGUGUCACAUUCUUUUGUGAUGAGAGAGAAGCAAGUGUGUGUUCACAAGCCCGGAUUGUGACGUACAAAGAAUCGACCCCUUUUUCUGGUCUACACGUCACUAAUGUGAAAUCGUACUGUGUUGUGACUAUGCCACAGGAGCUCAUGCCAUAUUAUAGUGUUAUUGUUUAUUACAUGUUAAACGUGUAAUAGCAUCCUGGUGUUUGUUACAGUUGGUGGUGCCGUAAUUUUGCACACUGUCAAAGCACAACACAUCCAGCUGAUUGUAAAUGUCUAUGUGUACCUAUGUAUUUACCUUUUGUGAUUUGUUACGAAUGAAACUUUACAGUCUCUUCCAGCCCGACAAAAACAUGACAAAGCACAAAGGACGGCACAUGAAGGAACUCUAAAGCAAUGAAAAGAAUUGUCUAUGGAUUUAAACGUUCACUCAAGAACUGCCGCCUGUCACUUUGAGCAGAACCAAACGACAGUCACCUCAACACGAAUGUGUGCGUGCGUGUGUGUGUGAAUGUCCCUGUCUGUGUUUUGUCUUUGUAUGUGUCUUUGUUAAAUGUUUGUAUAGUCUACAAAAACAAAUGUGCUGAUGCACAUUGACAGACUUUUUCGCUUUCUCUCCGGCACCCUCUACUGGUUUAGAGGUCUAACCGCCAGUACAGAGGGUGAAUCGCCUCUGGCAGGCCUCAUGCACAACUGCACGCCCCAUUAGGGGUUAAAUUAGCAAUCAAACGAAGCCUUUGAAGGACAAACUACCUGUCAAGGACAGCUUUGGGUCGCACAAGAGUCAGAACACAAAAUCUGGGUUGAUUUGCUUUGUCGUCCUGACAGUUAGCUCUGUGAAAAGAUGCACAUUUCUUGCCAUGCGUGGGGAUUUUGGCUAUAAUCGUAUCCGUGUGAUAGCAUUUAUUAGCUAUUUAUAACAUUUAAACUUUUCAACUUUUCACCUAGUCUUGACAUUUUAGGCAUUUAAUUGCACAAAAACGUAUUGUUAACCUCGUCCUUUCAUGGCCUCAUCCAUCAUUCCAAACUUG
Molecule: messenger RNA, 2684 nt
Organism: Sinocyclocheilus rhinocerous
Lineage: Eukaryota; Metazoa; Chordata; Actinopteri; Cypriniformes; Cyprinidae
Product: double C2-like domain-containing protein beta
Exons: 12
Coding region: 35-1501 (488 amino acids)
Biological process (GO): regulation of calcium ion-dependent exocytosis; exocytosis; spontaneous neurotransmitter secretion
Cellular component (GO): membrane; synapse
Source: RefSeq, a predicted model, not a curated record